AAAUUUUUUCAUCAACAAAACGAAAACCACUCUUUUUUUUUUUUUGGUUUUUCUCUUCUCAGUAUUAACUUUCUUCUCUCGCAAAAAUGGACGUUCCAAAGGAUCAAAUCUCUACUCUUAUCGACCUCGGCCUCCACAACUCAGCUCAAAUGCUCGGUUGCUUUCUUGUAUCGUCACCUGCUGCGAAUUCCGAGACCAAUCUACACCUCAAAGCUGAAAGCUUGGUGCUACUCGGUGAUGCAUUGUUUCGGGAGAGGGAAUAUCGCCGAGCGAUUCAUACGUACAAGCAAGCAUUGCAAUAUUACAAGACUGCAAAACAAAAUUCGACCAGUACUAGAAGUGCAUUGUCGUCGAACAGGUCCUCUUCUCCGAAUUCUUUUAACAUUUCAGCAAUUAAUGAAAAUGAGGUGAAGUUCAAAAUUGCAUCUUGUCAUUGUUCUUUAAGCGAGAACAGGCUGGCUCUUGCUGAGAUGGAGCAAAUUAACAAAGGCAGAAACUUGCAGAUGAAUCUUUUAAUGGGAAAGCUUUAUCGAUAUUCCAGAAAUAAUCGUUCUGCUAUUACAUGUUAUAAAGAAUGCCUAAGGCAGUGCCCUUAUGUAAUUGAGGCUAUUAUAGCAUUAGCAGAGCUUGGAGUUUCUGUCAAAGACAUCGUUUCAUUGUUUCCUCAGACUCCAAACAGAAGUGCGAGGGUUCCAUUUGAUUGUUUUGACUCAAGUCGUUGGCUUCAACGGUAUGCUGAAGCUCAGUGUUGCAUUGCUUCAAAUGACUACAAAGGUGGUCUGGAAUUGUUUUCAGAUCUUUUACAACGUUUUCCAAAUAACAUACACUUAUUACUUGAGACUGCGAAGGUUGAAGCAAUCAUUGGAAAGAACGAUGAGGCCAUAAUGAAUUUCGAAAAGGCUCGCUCCAUUGAUCCAUAUCUGGUAACUUACAUGGAUGAGUAUGCAAUGCUUCUAAAGAUAAAGUCAGACUCCUCAAAGCUAAACAAAUUGGUGCACGAUUUGUUGGUUACUGAUCCUACGAGGCCAGAAGUUUUUGUAGCAUUGUCUGUCCUGUGGGAAAGGAAAGAUGAGAGAGGAGCUUUAUCCUAUGCUGACAAGAGCAUACGAAUAGAUGAGAGGCACAUACCAGGUUAUAUAAUGAAGGGUAACCUGUUGUUGACUCUGAAGCGACCAGAAGCAGCUGUGGUUGCUUUCAGGGUAGCUCAAGAGUUGAGACCUGAUAUUCGUUCUUAUCAAGGUUUGGUUCAUUCUUAUUUGGCUCUCUCUAAAAUCAAAGAGGCUCUUUAUGCUGCUAGGGAGGCAAUGAAAGCCAUGCCUCAAUCUGCAAAGGCUCUAAAACUAGUAGGUGAUGUACAUGCUAGUAACUCUGGUGGCAGGGAGAAGGCCAAAAAGUUCUAUGAAUCAGCCCUUAGGCUGGAACCUGGUUACCUUGGAGCUGCACUAGCUCUGGCUGAGCUCCAUGUUAUUGAAGGGCGAAAUGGAGACGCUGUAACUCUGCUUGAACGAUAUCUCAAGGACUGGGCCGAUGACUCCCUUCACGUAAAACUAGCCCAAGUAUUUGCUGCAACAAAUAUGUUGCAGGAUGCAUUGUCUCAUUAUCAAGCUGCUUUGAGGAUCAACCUGCAGAAUGAAGCUGCAAAAAAGGGGUUAGAGCGCUUAGAGAAACAGAUGAAGGGGGUCGAUCCGGAUGCACCUGAAGAUGAUGAAGAAAAUGAGGUUGAGGAUGCCGACGCGGACCAAGAAGAGACUGACCUUUUAUGAGAACUAUACCAUCCAAUUACAGAUAUUUGCGAAGUUUGCUUAAAGGAGAAAAUGAGAUGUGGCAGUUGGCAGAUCAAGCUGAGAACUGACGAGAAUUUCCAUAUCGCAGGCCGCCUUUGAGCUGCUAUUUUCAGUUUCUGUUUUAGAGAGGAUUGGAGAAACAAAAAGUUUGUCGUUGAUAUCUACCCAGUGUGUCAAGGAGAUUGAAACAAAUUUCUAGCAUAAAUAUGAAGUGAAACACCCGAAUCAGUAGAUGAGGAACGGCGAAGAACAUCGACCGUUGGCUGCUGCUGAGUCAUUUAAUCUUCAUGAAAAAAGUGAUGUGCAUCUCAUGCUGGGUAACACUGUCAUUUGUAAUUCCGUCUAUUUUUGUUGCAUGCUUGUCUUUCAUUUUAUGUUUUGUUGUUGAAGUUGAUUUCAUGUCACAGCUUGUAUAAAAUGAGUUGAGUCAUUCUUAACUCAAAGACGAUGAAGAAGAUCGGCAUUGUUGAUUAUUUUAAUGUGGUAA
This is a messenger RNA of Morus notabilis, 2271 nucleotides long. RefSeq names its product anaphase-promoting complex subunit 7. The record is from RefSeq and is a predicted model, not a curated record. Gene Ontology annotation, biological process: cell division. Lineage: Eukaryota; Viridiplantae; Streptophyta; Magnoliopsida; Rosales; Moraceae. Gene Ontology annotation, molecular function: protein binding.